AAUCUAUAAUCAAAUUACCCUUAUAUAUUAUCUGGUUGUUCUUUGUGGCCUUUGGAUUAGCCAGAGAAUCUCAGUACAAAACAUCAGGAUCUGACGUUGGCCUACCAAAGCUAGUUCAGCUAUUGAAAACGGUUUAUCUUUUGGGAAUGAUUCCGUUAUGCAUCUUUACUGGAAUAAUUCACCCUCUUUACUUUGAAGACCGAUAUCCUUUCGUAUCCCUGAUGUUUACAUCGGUGUAUUGUGCAUUUGGUGUUAUAUACUCGUGGGCUGAAUUCUCUGUGAUAAACUACUUGGAUUAUAAAAGUUAG
Molecule: messenger RNA, 308 nt
Organism: Paraglomus occultum
Lineage: Eukaryota; Fungi; Glomeromycota; Glomeromycetes; Paraglomerales; Paraglomeraceae
Source: the annotation of a GenBank genome assembly